AUGAGGAACAUUCUAGGCUUUCUCACCUCACAAGUGAAGGAAUGUGAUUAUGAAGCAAAAAUUUACCGAAGUCCCACAGCUCGCAAGUCCCACAUUGCCCAUGGAGACUUCACCAGGCAUCUUCACAGAACUGCCUCUUUCAGGACUCAGGUCAUUGUCAAUUCAAUUCCUUUGGACCUCACACUUGGUUUAGGACCCCUUUCUCAGGCCCUCUUGGAAAAGGCUGGGCCAAGGCUCCAGGAGAAGUUGAAGGCUGCUGGACAAAAGGGCAUUCUUGUGGGCACUGUUGUCUCAACCAGUGGUUGUGAUCUGCCUAGCCACAAGGUUUUUCACGUGGUGGCUCCAACAUGGAAAAGUAACAAUGCACAAAAGGUUCUAGGCAAGAUGCAUAAGGAUGUGCCUUGUGCUUUUCAGAUCAUGGAAGACAUAAUUGGAAAAUGUUUGAAGAAAACUGAGAAAUUGUCCCUAACAUCAAUUGGAUUUCCAGCAAUUUGAAAUGGAAAUUUGGGAUUUCCUAAAACUGUAUUUGCUAAAUUAAUCGUUUCAGAAGUACUGAAAUUUAGCAGCAGGUAUCAGCCAAAAUACUUACAAGAAGUUCAGUUUCUGUUGCAUCCAACAGAUCAUAAAAAUAUUCAGUGUCCAGAUGUCUCAUCAAUGGUUGAUUUUGUCGUAGGAGCUUCAUGUUUGUAUCUGAAUAAAAUGUCCCACAUGUCAUCAUGGAGGUUUCUAUGGGCUGUUUCCAGCCCUAAUGCAGGAAUGUAUGAAAUAAAGAUUGGCCCUGUCUUCUUCCAGGUGGCUUGUGGAGACAUCAUCAAAGAAGAUGCAGAUGUAAUAGUAAAUCCAACCUCAAAUACAUUUAAUUCACAAAGCGGUGUCUCCUAAGCCAUUUUAGAAGGAGCAGGAAAACAUAUAGAAAUGGAAUGUUCCUUCAGUAAACCACAAUGGGUAUAUAAUGAUGGAGGAUCAUUGAAGUGCAAGAAUAUUAUCCAUGUUGCUGGUGAAAACAAUGUCAAGAGAUCCAUUUCCUGUGUGUUGCAAGAAUGUGAAAACCGAAAUUACUCAUCCAUUUACUUUCCAGCCAUUGGGACAGGAUUGCCCUUCUUCAUCAGAAGUGUGCAGUCUCAGGGUGAAUGGGAAUGGGUAGGCUUGGUUCCAAUCGAAAGAAUCCAGAAUACAGAUCUCUGGAAUAUCUACCAGGCAAAGCAAAAUGCCAUGGAUACCAAAAAUGGCCACAAACAGAAUGAGAGGCAGCUCUUCCAUGGGACAGAAGCUGGCUCUGCACAUGUCAAUAAAAAUGGCUUUAACUGCAACUAUGUGGGGAAGAAUGCUGUGUUUUAUGGAAAGGGAACCUAUUUUUCUGUCAGUGCUGAUUAUUCUGCACAGGACACAUAUGCCAGACCAGAUGCAAAUGGGAAAAAGCACAUGUAUUAUGUUCGCAUCCUCACUGGAGAAUAUGCACGUGAAUCAGUCAUACAGCCUCCUGCAAAGAACCCUCAAAAUCCUACUCACCUUUAUGACACUGUUGUAGAUAACAUUCAAAAUCCAAGCUUAUUUGUAAUAUUUUAUGACUACCAAGCAUACCCUGAGUAUCUUAUUACCUUCAGACGAUAG
Dipodomys spectabilis (banner-tailed kangaroo rat) is the source of this 1611-nucleotide messenger RNA. It is a transcript of the gene Parp15, whose product is annotated as poly(ADP-ribose) polymerase family member 15. Gene Ontology annotation, cellular component: cytoplasm; nucleus. Gene Ontology annotation, biological process: negative regulation of gene expression. Lineage: Eukaryota; Metazoa; Chordata; Mammalia; Rodentia; Heteromyidae. Gene Ontology annotation, molecular function: transcription corepressor activity; NAD+ poly-ADP-ribosyltransferase activity. The record is from RefSeq and is a predicted model, not a curated record.